UCACAGGGUCACCACGCCAAGGAGCGUGAUCAGAGAAAAGAGACCCCCUCGCAUAACCAAGAGGAGAUACGAGGAGAGAGAGAGAGAGUGAGAGAGAGAGAGAGAGAGCGAGUGCAAGAGAGAGAGGUGUGGAAUUUCGAGAUCAAACAUGGCUCAGAAACCUGCAACUCUGCAGAUCGGCAUCGUAGGAUUUGGUCACCUAGGGCAGUUUCUCACGGAGAAGAUUCAGAAGGAUGGAGUGGAUGCAGGACUCAGUCUGGCAUUUGUGUGGAACAGGAACCCAGAGAAGCUGAAAGGUGCUGUUCCUGAGGAACUCGUUCUGCACAGUCUACAAGACUUCCCACAAAGAGGCGCUGACGUGAUUGUGGAAGUGUGUCACCCUCAGAUCGUGAAAGAUUUCGGGGCUCAGUUCCUGUCCAAGUCUCAUUUUCUGGUGGGAAGCCCCUCGGCCCUCUCUGACCCCGACCUCAACCAGCAGCUGCGCCAUGCAGCAAAGCAUCAUGGGAGAACCCUGUAUGUGCCCAGUGGAGCAUUGUGGGGUGGCCAGGACAUCCAGAAGCUCAAUGACUGUGGAACUCUGACAGCCUUAUUGGUCCGUAUGUCUAAGCAUCCGUCCUGCUUCCGCUUGGCCAAAGACCUGCUGGGUGCCUGGAAAGAGGACGAGGGCAGGAGGGUGCUCAUCAGUGGCUCGGUGGCAGACAUCUGCCCCAUCGCCCCUAACAACGUCAACACCAUGGCUGCAGCUGCCAUCGCCGGCUCAACGCUGGGCUUCACCGGAGUCCGCGGGGAACUUGUGUCAGACACAGCCCUGAGAGACUAUCAUGUGGUGGAGGUGGAGGUGACUGGCGUGGACGGCUUCACGGUCAAAACGGUCAGAAUGAAUCCGGCCAAGAUAGGAGCCGUGACUGGCAACGCCACCUACAACUCUUUCUGGAGCAGUUUACUACUUUGCACAGGUCAUGGGGGACGUGUCUACUUGUGCUGAUGUUGCUGAAAGGCUUAGAAGGAAGUCUUGGAUACGUUCACCUAAUUUGAAAUGUCUCCCUCAUUGUGAAUGUCACAUUUAGUCUGGUUUAUCAGGCUACAAUUCUUUGACAUUUCUUGGUCAAUGUAGCUUUUCUACACUGACAGAACACAUUUCAUGUACAAUGUACAAACUACGCUUCAUGUACAAAUAAAAACUCAAUCAAUAUAAUGCUAAUAUAUAUAUUUUUUAUUUCUGUCAUAUUUGAUUUCUCAGGUGCACAAGAACACACAAAAACAAAUUCUAACAUGGAGUGUGUGUGCGUGCAUGCAUGCACAAAGAAUUACAGAAUCAUGUUCCGAGGCUUAUUUUUAGACACAACACUGUUUCUCAACAAGGCAAAAAGGAUCUGUUUUCAAUCACAGUAGCGGUUCAGAACCAGUCAAACACAAU
This is a messenger RNA of Engraulis encrasicolus (European anchovy), 1417 nucleotides long. RefSeq names its product aspartate dehydrogenase domain containing (gene aspdh). Gene Ontology annotation, biological process: NAD+ biosynthetic process. The coding region runs from base 149 to 985 and encodes 278 amino acids. The record is from RefSeq and is a predicted model, not a curated record. NCBI's taxonomy places the organism in Eukaryota, Metazoa, Chordata, Actinopteri, Clupeiformes, Engraulidae. Gene Ontology annotation, molecular function: L-aspartate dehydrogenase [NAD(P)+] activity; NADP binding. The transcript is spliced from 8 exons.